Messenger RNA from Sorex fumeus (smoky shrew), 2175 nucleotides. It is a transcript of the gene LTF, whose product is annotated as lactotransferrin. The transcript has 17 exons. Gene Ontology annotation, biological process: antibacterial humoral response; iron ion transport. The record is from RefSeq and is a predicted model, not a curated record. Gene Ontology annotation, cellular component: extracellular region; early endosome; plasma membrane. Bases 52 to 2175 code for a protein of 707 amino acids. NCBI's taxonomy places the organism in Eukaryota, Metazoa, Chordata, Mammalia, Eulipotyphla, Soricidae.
GACGCAGGUGACAGAGUCUUCAUUCGCAGGAGUCGGCUCAGAACCCCAGAAAUGAGGCUCCUCUUCCCCACCCUGCUAUUCCUCAGCGCCCUCGGACUGUGUCUGGCCAUUCCUAAGAAAAAUGUUCGAUGGUGUACCACUUCAUCUUUAGAGGGUGUCAAAUGUGACAAAUUCCAAUCACAAAUGAAAACAGUGAAUAGUCUCUUGCUCACCUGCGUAAAGAAAAACUCCCACCGUCGAUGCAUGAAGGCUAUUGCGGAAAACAAGGCAGAUGCUAUGACCCUCGACAGCAGUUUGAUUUAUGAGGCAGGCCAGGAUCCCUACAAUCUUCGACCUGUCGUGGCUGAGGUCUAUGGAACUGAAGCAGAGCCGCAAACCCACUACUACGCCGUGGCUGUGGUGAAGAAAGGCAGCGGCUUCCAGCUGAACAACCUGCAAGGCGUGAAGUCCUGCCACCCGGGCCUCGACUGGACGGCAGGGUGGACUGUCCCUGCGGGCAUGCUGCGCCCCUUCUUGAACUGGAGCGGGUCACCAGAGUCCCUUCAGGAUGCUAUUGGUGGGUUCUUCUCUGCCAGCUGUGUUCCCUGUGUCAAUGGGAAGAAGUACCCCAAUUUGUGUCAACUGUGUGCAGGGACCGGGGCCAAUAAGUGUGCUUGCUCCUUCAAGGAACCAUACUUUGGCUACUCCGGGGCCUUCCGGUGUCUGAAGGACGGGGCUGGACAGGUGGCGUUCCUCAAGGAUACCACAGUGCUACAGAACCUACCAGAUAAGGCUGAGCGGGACCAGUAUGAGCUGCUAUGUCCAGACAACACCCGAAAGCCGGUGGAUGCAUUCAGAGAGUGUCACCUGGCCCGCAUCCCUUCGAAUGCAGUGGUGGCCCGAAGUGUGAAUGGCAAAGAGGACUUGAUCUGGAAUCUUCUUCAGAAGGCACAGGAAAAAUUUGGAAAAAACAAGUCACCGGCAUUCCAGCUCUUUGGCCCCUUCCGUGGGAGGAAGAACCUGCUGUUUAAAGAUGUCACUGUUGGCUUUUCAAGGGUCCCCUUGAAGGUAGAUGCUCAGUUGUACCUCGGUUUCAGCCUCCUCAGAUUCAUCCAGAACCUGAACGGAAAGUUCGAUCGGCUGAGGGAGCAGAGUAAGCUCCUGGUGUGGUGCGCCGUGGGCAGUGACGAGGAGCGCAAGUGCAAGCAGUGGAGCACCCAGAGCCAGAACACAGUGACCUGCACCGUGGCUGCUACCUCUGAGGACUGCAUCGCUGCCGUGAUGAAAGGAAAUGCGGAUGCCCUGAGCUUGGAUGGGGGUUAUAUCUACAUGGCGGGCAAGUGUGGGCUGGUGCCUGUCCUGGUGGAGAAACGAAAAUCCUCCCAGACGGACUCAGAUUGUGUCAAUACCCCUGCGGAAGGCUAUUUCGGUGUGGCGGUGGUCAGGAAGGCAAACACUGACCUCACCUGGAAUUCUCUGAGAGGCAGGAAGUCCUGCCACACUGCGGUGGGCAGAACCGCAGGCUGGAACAUUCCCAUGGGUCUGCUCUUCAACCGCACCGGCUCCUGCAAAUUUGCUGAAUACUUUAGUCAAAGCUGUGCCCCUGGGGCGGACCCCAGUUCCAGCCUCUGUGCGCUGUGCAUUGGUGACGAGCAAGGCCAGAACAAGUGCGCAGCCAACAGCAAUGAGAGAUACCAUGGCUACACGGGCGCGUUCAGGUGCCUGGCUGAGGGGGCAGGAGAAGUCGCCUUUGUGAAAGACACCACUGUUGAGCAGAACACGGAUGGAAAGAACCCUGAAGCAUGGGCCAAAGAUCUGAAGCAGACGGACUUUGAACUGUUGUGUGUCGAUGGCAGCCGGAAGCCUGUGAGUGAGGUGCAGAGUUGCUACCUGGCCAAGGCCCCUGGUCAUGCGGUGAUGUCUCGUAAAGACAGAGUAGAAUUUGUACGGAAGGUGCUGCUCCAGCAGCAGGCUCUGUAUGGGAAAAACGGACAAGCCUGCCCAGGCACAUUUUGCUUAUUUUCAUCUGAAACCAAAAAUCUUCUGUUCAAUGAUAACACUGACUGUCUGGCCAAGCUCAAGGACAAUACGACAUAUGAGACACAUUUGGGAGCUGAGUACAUCACAGUUGCUGCUAACCUGUGGCAGUGUUCCAACUCUGAGCUUCUGGAUACCUGUGCCUUCCUGGGCAGCUAA